Messenger RNA from Cylicostephanus goldi, 288 nucleotides. The record is from the annotation of a GenBank genome assembly. Lineage: Eukaryota; Metazoa; Nematoda; Chromadorea; Rhabditida; Strongylidae.
AUGUAUUUGUUUCCAUCAAGCUCCGAUGAAUGCUUUCUGGAGUUCACCGACUUCGUCUUAGAAGGAACAGCCCUUGCCAUUGAGACCGCGAUCACUGUACAGGAGUGCAAAUGCCUUUGUCUCAAAGGAGAAGCCAAAUAUGGAGAAGCAUGCCAAUCAUUUGAAUACUAUUAUGACAGUAAUACAUGUCUGGUCAAUAAGCAGAAUAGGUUCUCCACUCCAGAACAUUUCAACUUCGUACCGAGCUCACAACCUCGCAGCUACUUUGAGCACAAAUGCGCCACACGA